AUUAACCUAAUCAUAAUCAUAAUACUUAUUGCUUCAAUCCUCUCCGUUGUUCUGGCCCUAGUCGCCUUCUGAUUACCACAAAUAACUCCAGAUUAUGAAAAACUCUCUCCCUACGAGUGCGGCUUUGAUCCAGUAGGAUCAGCACGACUCCCUUUUUCCCUUCGAUUUUUUCUAGUCGCUAUUUUAUUUUUAUUAUUUGACCUAGAAAUUGCACUUCUUCUACCUUUACCCUGAGGAGACCAACUAUCUUCCCCCUUGACAACCUUUACCUGAGCAUCCCUAGUUCUAAUCCUACUAACCCUCGGGUUAGUUUACGAAUGAAUUCAAGGAGGAUUAGAAUGGGCAGAAU
Molecule: messenger RNA, 349 nt
Organism: Fundulus heteroclitus (mummichog)
Lineage: Eukaryota; Metazoa; Chordata; Actinopteri; Cyprinodontiformes; Fundulidae
Source: the annotation of a RefSeq genome assembly